AAAUGGCUCAAUCUCUACAUUUCCCUCUUCUCCUCAUUGCUCUCUGCUCCAUAUCUGAAUGUGUUCAGCGUCAGUAUCACUUUAUAAAUGAGAAGAAGACCUGGACUGAAGCUCAGAGUUACUGCAGAGAGAAAUACACAGAUCUGGCCACUGUUGACAACAUGAAUGACAUGAAACAGCUGAUGACGAGUGUGAAUAAUGAACAAAUCUGGUUUGGUCUUCAGAGGACGGGUGUUUAUAAUUAUAAUUGGUCUUCAGGUGAUCCUGUGCUCUAUCUGAACUGGGGAUCUGGACAACCAGCUGGCAGUGAUAAUUGCACUUAUAUUUCAAAUGGACUGUGGUAUGUUAUGCCAUGCAUCACCAGCUUAUCCUUCAUCUGCUAUAACAAUAAACUGAUUGUGAUCCAGCAGAAUCUGUCGUGGUCUGAAGCUCUGAGAUACUGCAGACAGAAUCAUGUGGAUCUGGUCUCGGUUCAGUCAGUGGAGAUUCAGUAUAAGGUGAUGAACGUGGUUAAACUGGCGUCUACUGAGGCGGUGUGGUUGGGUUUACGUCACUCCUGUGCUUUGGGCAUCUGGUUCUGGGUGAGUGGAGAGACCGUGUGCUAUCAGAACUGGGCUCCAGGGUACGGCACAUCAGAGGAGGACUGUGAGCCCACAGUGAGAUCUGGAGCAGUUCAGUCUGGAGGAGAUCAGACCUGGAUCAGCCAUCCUGAAACUCACAAACUCAACUUCAUCUGCAGAAACUAUUAAGGGUGAAGGACCUGAAGAUGUUUCUGUUGAAUAGUAUGUUUCUAGUUUGUGUAUUGUUUAUAUACAGAAAGUUUUCUUAGGAGAGGCCAGAAGAGGCCACAUCAAAUCUUAAGGGUGGCACACAAACACACAAAAAAAAAAUUAA
Molecule: messenger RNA, 894 nt
Organism: Danio rerio (zebrafish)
Lineage: Eukaryota; Metazoa; Chordata; Actinopteri; Cypriniformes; Danionidae
Source: RefSeq, a predicted model, not a curated record